UUACUGCAAUUGAUUCAGUUACUAGCGCACCGGGUAGUAGUGGCGCAGAGGCCGGCGCCCGCUGCUCGCCACUGACUCGAAUUCGAUCACUAGCACUGGCCACUCGAUGGUAACUGCUUAACAUUCUGCAAUCUGUGUUGGUUCCCUGCCCCCAACUCGAGGAUGCUAGUACAAGGGCAUGGAAUUUGGAAAUGCAUAAUUCGUUAUUUGUUCAAAAGCGAAGUGCGCUGUUGAUCGCCAUGCUAGAAUUCUGGAUUUUCAUAUCCAGCAAAUCUCACGGUUAUUGUGUCUGGAACUAGUUCAAACUAUAGGAUGGGCCGUGCAGUGUCAGGAUGGCCAGCAAACCUUACUGGAUUCAAUUGCUAUACCUGGGAACUAGCGUGCUACAGAAAACCAGGUGUUCGUACUCCCAACAUAUGGAGAAAGUAGCAAAACUAAUGUUCCUCCUUUUGUUUUCCGAACAUACGCAUGAUGUUGUAUUGUUCUGAUGUCCUUGGAUGUUUCAGGAAAUAGUAGCAUCAUCACCGAUCCGUGUAUGUAAUGUAAAUGCGCAUUUAACAUUUCUAUUUCCAAGCUCAUUUGACAUAACGCAAGCAGCAUCAGAACAAAAGAAAUCUCCACAACAGCGUGGUAUUUUUGAAUUUUUGAGGGGAAAAAUACUGGGUGUCUUUCCUGACUACCAUAAGGAGGCUGAAGAUCAUUUAUCCAAAGCAUUUUCCAACUCAAUGGAAGGAACAACGCAUAGGAUUUUGAUGGUCUCCGACUUUUUCUUCCCAAACUUUGGUGGAGUGGAAAGCCAUAUCUACUACCUUUCACAAUGUCUGCUUAAGCUUGGCCAUAAGGUUGUUGUCAUGACACAUGCGUAUGGAAAUCGUUCUGGAGUACGAUAUGUCACAAAUGGUUUAAAGGUUUAUUAUGUACCAUGGAGGCCAUUCCUCAUGCAGAAUACACUACCUACAUUAUUUUUGACAUUGCCAAUUGUAAGGACAAUUAUAAUUCGAGAGAAGAUUUCCGUCGUGCAUGGACAUCAGGCCUUUUCAACCCUGUGUCAUGAAGCGUUGAUGCAUGCUAGAACAAUGGGGUACAAAGUUGUCUUCACAGAUCACUCACUUUAUGGUUUUGCUGAUGCUGGAAGCAUUCACAUGAAUAAGGUGCUGCAGUUUACUCUUGCAGAUAUUGAUCAGGCAAUAUGUGUCUCUCAUACAAGCAAAGAGAAUACUGUCUUGAGGUCUGGGAUAUCUCCGGAGAAGGUUUUCAUGGUUCCUAAUGCCGUUGAUACAGCAAUGUUUACUCCCUCACCCGAGCGCUUAAGUUGCGAUGAAAUAGUUAUUGUUGUGAUCAGUAGACUAGUAUAUCGAAAAGGUGCAGACCUUCUUGUGGAAGUCAUUCCAGAAGUGUGUCGUCUAUUUCCAAAGGUGCGCUUUAUUAUUGGGGGUGAUGGUCCUAAACGUGUGCGACUCGAAGAGAUGAGGGAGAAGUUCUCCCUUCAGGAUAGAGUUGAGAUGUUAGGAGCUGUGCCUCAUGCUCAGGUGCGGUCGGUUCUGAUAUCUGGUCAUAUAUUUUUAAACAGUUCACUUACAGAGGCAUUUUGCAUUGCCAUUCUGGAAGCAGCAAGCUGUGGACUAUUGACAGUAAGCACUAGAGUUGGAGGUGUCCCAGAGGUUCUUCCUGAUGACAUGAUAGUACUUGCAGAGCCUGCUCCAGAAGAUAUGGUAAGAGCUGUCAAGAAAGCUAUCGACAUGCUACCUGGCAUAGAUCCCCAAGUUAUGCAUCUUCGGAUGAAAAAACUUUAUAGUUGGGACGAUGUGGCCAAAAGAACGGAGAUUGUUUAUGAUCGUGCAAUGCAGUCAUCAACAACAAAUUUGCUAGACCGCCUUCCCCGAUAUCUUACCUGUGGAUCUUGGGCUGGGAAACUGUUUUGCAUAGUUAUGAUCAUCAAUUACCUACUAUGGCGCCUUCUAGAAUUCCUCCAGCCUGCUGAAGGUAUUGAAGAAGUCCCAGAUAUAGGUCCACUACAUGCUCAGUUGGAUUCAAGAGAUGAUUCAUGUGAAGCUCAAGAAAAGAGGAUCUAGAUUUUUGCCAGUUUUACAGACAGUUGGUUAGACUGUCAUGGUGUCUUCUCCACGUCAGCAUUCAUUGUGGGUUUCUGGUCCACGUACAGGGUAUAGUGGUAUACCUUUAUGAUUUAGGUCCUAACUCAGAAAUGUCUUUGGGAAGUUUCCAGCUCCUGUAGUGGUAACUGAAACUGAAAGACAGAGAGUCGACUGCCCCUCGUUUGGGUGGUUUCUUGUCAUGUUGGUUAAAGCUUUGGUCCGAGUCUCUGUCACUGCCGGCUCCACCCUUUAUUUAGAAGUUAGUGGAUGAUCCAUGUUCUUAUCUCUUGCUGAGCCGUGAUCAAUGCAUGAAGUGCUCACUGAAACAAGGGGUACUCACUCAUUUGCCAUCA
This is a messenger RNA of Panicum virgatum (switchgrass), 2446 nucleotides long. Its product is annotated as phosphatidylinositol N-acetylglucosaminyltransferase subunit A-like. Bases 498 to 2072 code for a protein of 524 amino acids. Lineage: Eukaryota; Viridiplantae; Streptophyta; Magnoliopsida; Poales; Poaceae. Gene Ontology annotation, molecular function: protein binding; phosphatidylinositol N-acetylglucosaminyltransferase activity. Gene Ontology annotation, biological process: GPI anchor biosynthetic process. The record is from RefSeq and is a predicted model, not a curated record. Gene Ontology annotation, cellular component: glycosylphosphatidylinositol-N-acetylglucosaminyltransferase (GPI-GnT) complex. The transcript has 10 exons.